AUGACCAUUUUCAACAAACUGUCAAUUUUGAACAUCCAUGGCAUUUUAUUUUACAUAAUCUUAAUAACAACUGUGGUUGACUGUGUUGAUAACCAUGAAAAUCCACUGAAUCGGCAAAACACCAAAAAUUCCGGAAAAUGCGGGGUUUUUGAUGCUUUUAAAGUGGUACCUGCUAAUUCUACGGUGAGUUUUUUUUACCAUGUAGUUGCUUUUUUAUUUUAAUAUUUUACUAGUCCUAGCCUUUGUUUUAGCCUUAUCCUAUACUCAGAUUCGGGCCUAGUUCUAGCUUUAGCCCUAGCCUUAGCCCUAGUCUUAGCCCCAGCCUUAGUUUUAGCACUAACACUAGUUCUAGCCCUAGCCGUAGCCUUUGCCUUAAACCUAGCCUCAGCCCUAACUUUAGCCCUAACGGUAGCCCUAGCCUUAGUUUUAGUCCUAGCUUUAACCGUAGCCCCAGCCUUAGCUCUAACACUAGCCCCAGUUCUAGCUUUAGCUCCAACACUGUCCCUAGCCUUAGCUCUAGCCUUAUCUCUAGCCUUAGCUUUAGUCUUAGCUUUAGCCGUAGCCCCAGCCUUAGCCCUAGCUUUAGCCAUAUCUCUAGCCUUAUCUCUAUCCUUACUCUACCCUUGCCCAUGCCUUUUUUCUUACCCCUACCUCUACCCAUGCCUUUAGUUCUACUUCUACCCUUCUUUUUACCGCUUGCCUUACCCUCGCUAUACAAUCACCCUACCUCACCCUAUCCUUAGCCUAGCCCUUGGCCUUACUUGUCUUUACACCUUCUUGCUCUACUCACUGCGAGCCCCAUCGAUAAAAGAAAUUUUUACCUAAUAUUGAUGUGGUAACUAUUAUAUUAAAAUACCCUUAGAGAAAUUGCAAGAAAUGGUGUUACGCAACGUUUUCUUAUGUAAUAUUAUGGUUUUAUAUAAUAUUUGCCUCGAUGUAAAACGACCCAACAAAUGACUGCGAGUGCGGGGAUUUGGCUCUAUUUUUCCUUGAGUGUUUAUUACCUAACAGAUCUAAAAUAUUUCAUUUUAUUUUUCUGUAUUUUAUAAGGCUAAAGCUAGGGCUAAAUUCAAGACUAAUUUUAAGCUUGAGUGUCAAAAUAAAACUAGGGUGGCUUUAAGUCUAAGCCUAGAUUUUAAUCAAAAACUGUUUUUUCGUAAUUAACCUAAGCGUUAGCUUCAGCCUAAGCUAGAGCUUGAGCUUAUGUGUAAUUUCAAAUUUACGCCUAACCUUAAGCUUAAGCCUAAGUUUAAGCUUACUCUUAAGUUUGAGCUUAAGCUUAAGUUUAAGGUUAAGCCUAGUCUUAAGUUUGAGCUUAAGCUUAAGUUUAAGUCUUAAUUUGAGCUUAAGCUUAGGUUUAAGGUUAAGCCUAGUCUUAAGUUUGAGCUUAAGCCUAACUUUAAGUUCAAGCUUACGCCGAACCUUGAACUGAAGUCUAAGCUUAAGCAUAAUUUUAAGCUUAAGCCUAAGCUGGGGCUAAAACUUAGAUGCAAACUUAAAGUUAAGCUCUAAGCCUAAUGUUAAGCAUAAGCCAUGAAAAUUUUUUUGAUGGUUUAAAAAAUAUGUCAAAUUUUAUGAAAUUUAAAUUAAAGUUGAAAUGAACUUUUCAGAAUUUCGUGGGCGGAUCAUUCUCUCUACAUGAAGAUGACUGUACCACACUAAUACCCAGCUCAGUACAAGAUAUUGUAGCCUUCCAAUGGGUGUUUGCUCACUGGAAUCGAAUGCAACAGAAGGCGGGUGCUAAAAUAGGUAAUAUUUUCAUAUUUUUUCAAAUUUUUGAAAAAAAAAAUUUUUUGAAAUUUUUUAAAAUUUUGAAUUUUUAAAAUGCCAUUUCAGGCCUAUACGUUGGAGACAGUUGUAACCGCCAGAAGGAAUCCCUACUUCAAACCCUUCGAUUCUUGGAUUCGGUCGAUUAUUACGAUCCGGUCGAAUGUGUGAAAUCGAAAAAAAUCUGGUAAAAUGUUGGGAGUGGUACUGCCAAAAGAAGGCGAGCUUGCGUUAUCGACCAGUCGAGUCUUGGAAACAUCGAAAUUGUUGGCCGGAGCUUUUUCUGUGGAAGCGGCUGAAGCUGUCAAGGAUAGUAAUGUUGCUACGAUUGUUACAUCGCCUAUGCUCGAGGAUUAUGUUAUGGUAAGUGGGGGGGGGGAGAGUGUGUAGGGUAUGGUAGGUUGGGCGUGGUGAAAUCGGACUAUUUUAGUGUAGCGGGACAAGACAGGAUGUAAUGUGUAGGAUAGGGCAGGACAAUACGUUGCUGGGCAGGUAAUAGCGUAGUUGGGCAUGGUAUUAUGAGAUAAUGUACAGUAGGGUAAGAUAGUGUGGGGCAUGACAAGGCGAGUCAGAACAAAGCAAGUUAGUGUAGGUUAGGGCUGGGUAGGUUAAAGUAGGAUAGGAUACGGUAAGACCUUGAGUACGGUAGGGUAGGACAGAGAGAGGACGAAGACAACUAAGCCUAGGAUACGGCAAGGCCUGUUAUACUGUAGGGUUUUGCGUUCGGUAAGUUUGCAUUACGGUAGGUUUCAUGUUAUUAGAGUAAGGUAAUUUCUUUGGCUUGGGGUACGGUAACUUGUUAGAUACGGUAGGGAUUGAAAUAAAGUAUAGUAGGGUAGGGUAGGAUGGGGUAGGUUUGAGUGGAGUAGUGUAAGGUAUGGUGGAGUAGGGUAACUAUUGUCACUAAAAUCUAAUGAAUUUUACUAUUUUCAGGCCCUAACUGAACUAAUGGACCAGCUAGAAUCCGACCUUUUAGUCUUCGUCACCUGCCAAGAACAAGACUCUAGAAUCAAGGAAAUCAGUCGUAUUUUAGCCAAGAAUCAGAUUCAUAUCAGUGAGAUCAUCAACAUUGAUCACUUGUUCUUCAAUGAAGUUAUGAACGCUACUGAUGCCAAGGUCCUACUGUACCUACCGUGUCAAAAGGAAGCCGACGAACCGAAAUUACAGUAUCUGAGCGCUAAGCCAAAGACUGUAAUCACGUUGGGAUUGGACGAUCAUAGUCGAACGUUCCCCUUUGUUGUGAAGGAUUCUAAGGUAAGGCGUGGGGAUUAAAAUUGUUCAAGAUAUACGAUGAGUAUGGGCCAUUUUGCAGUAAGAUUGGCUGGGAGGGGGGUUUUUUAAGUGUAAAAGUAGGAUUAGGGGGUAGGGAUAAUAGUUAGGGUACGGUAGAUUAAAAGAAGGGGUGGGGGUGAAAUAGAGAAUAGUAUAGUAGGGCUAGUCCACUAAGUCUAAACCUACUAGGCUUAAGCCUAGUAAACCUAAGCAUACUAAGCCUACACAUACUAAGCCUAAGCCUACUAAGCUUAAGCCUACUAAGCCUAAGCUUACUAAGCCUACGCCUACUAAGUCUAAGCCUACUAAGCCUAUGCCUACUAAGCCUAAGUAUAUUUCAGGAAAUUCUGAUACGUCAAUCAAGGACCGAAAUCUCUCAUUUUCGACCAUACUUCUUGAAAUUACUGGUCAAUAACUAUGAGUCAUAUGCCUUGGCCUCGUCCUACGUCCAAAGCAUGCUCAAUUGUUCGUUGGCCAAGAAGACGUGUCCAGAAAUUACGACCGAUUUAUUGAACGGCAGAUUUGACCAGGGACCUCAAGUAGAUGCGGUGGUUAGACUGGCCUACGCCUUCUCUGUGGCUGGACGGUUCAUUGAAGGGGAUCAGAAGUUGAAGAAGAAGUGGUGGGUUAAUAUAUUAAUCAUGACUUUUUUCCGGAGUAGGAGGUUUGUAGGGUUGAUAUGUUGAAAGAGGCACGGUUAUGUGUGGGGUAAGGUACGGCAGCGUAGAAUAUGCUAGGGUAUGGUAGGUUAGGGUAAGGUAGGAUAGCUGAGGGAUAAGGUAGGGUAAGGUAGUGGGGCUACGGUAGGAGUAUGUAUGAGAUGUGGUUACUGUAUCAAAAGAAAUACAAGUUACUGUAGCUCACAUAACAGGAUGGGGAUUGUGACAGAGUUUAGAUUAGAUACGGUUGUAAAGGCAGCAGUAGUGGUAGGAGUAGUGGUAAGGUUAUAGCCUGAUUGUGGUAAAGGUAGAAGUAAAAGUUACUGUGCGUCUAGGGGUGCAACAUGGUUAAUACAAAACAUUGUAUAGUUACGAUAGAGGCAAUAGGAAAGGUUACUGUAGAACUAGGUAUACGAUAUGUUCAUUGUAGGAUAGGUAUAAGGCCUACGGUAGGUGCUUAGAGUACUGUACGGCUGGUAGGGAAAUGAAGAUGAGUUAGGGUAAGGUAAGGUACGGUACAGUAAUGUACUAUAGAGUAGGUAGUGUAGUGUAGCGUAGGGGUAGGGUAGGGUAGCGUAGGGUAGGGUAAGGUGGGGCAGGGUAGGGUAACGUAGGGUACGGUAGGGUAAAGUACGGUAGGGUAAAGUAAAGUAGCGUAGGGUAAAGUAGCGUAGGGUAGAGUAGGGUAGGGUAGGGUAGGGUAGGGUAGGGUAGGGUAGGGUAGGGUAGGGUAGGGUAGGGUAGGGUAGGGUAGGGUAGAGUAGGGUAGGGUAGGGUAGGGUAGGGUAGGGUAGGGUAGGGUAGGGUAGGGUAGGGUAGGGUAGGGUAGGGUAGGGUAGGGUAGGGUAGGGUAGGGUAGGGUAAGGUAGGUAGGGUUGGGCAGAGUAGAGAUAGGUUGGGGUAGGAUUAUUUUCUUUACAGUAUGCUACCUUUUAGUGCUGAAAACUUUGAUUCCUGUGCUUACGGCCUUCUGGAGCGAUUGACAGCAGUUCGAUUUGUAAAGGAAGAUAAAGGACCUUUGGAGUUGGCAGGUGAAGAACUGGGUUUCUUUGUUAAGAAUGACCAUAUUGUACAGAGUAUAGGACUAAAAUUGUUGGUACAGGUCGUUGGAGGUAGUGAUGUAAGUUAGUUUGGCUUUAAUACAGUAGGCUUAGGCUUCGUAGGCUUAGGCUUAGUAGGCUUAGGCUUAGUAGGCUUAGGCUUAGUAGGCUGAGGCUUAGUAGGCUUAGGCUUAGUAGGCUUAGGCUUAGUAGGCUUAGGCUUAGUAGGCUUAGGCUUAGUAGGCUUAGGGUUAGUAGGCUUAGUAGGCUUAGGCUUAGUAGGCUUAGGCUUAGGCUUAGUAGGCUUAGUAGGCUUAGGCUUAGUAGGCUUAGGCUUAGUAGGCUUAGGCUUAGUAGGCUUAGGCUUAGUAGGCUUAGGCUUAGUAGGCUUAGGCUUAGUAGGCUUAGGCUUAGUAGGCUUAGGCUUAGUAGUCUUAAGCUUAGUAGGCUUAGGCUUAGUAGGCUUAGGCUUAGUGGGCUUAGGCUUAGUAGGCUUAGGCUUAGUAGGCUUAGGCUUAGUAGGCUUAGGCUUAGGCUUAGGCUUAGGCUUAGUAGGCUUAGUAGGCUUAGGCUUAGUAGGCUUAGGCUUAGGCUUAGUAGGCUUAGGCUUAGUAGGCUUAGGCUUAGUAGGCUUAGGCUUAAACUUAGUAGGCUUAGGCUUAGUAGGUUUAGGUUUAGUAGGCUUAGGCUUAUUAUUUUUAAAAUUUCAGAUAUUCACCUACCAAAUCGGAGCUCCAUCAAAGGUGUCACAACACAACCCUGCUUCUUCUAUCAGAGCUGUCCGCUCUGUUUGCUUACCUCAAUAUCCAUAUUGUGGUCAAUGUAAUCGACCGGUCGAAUUGGAUCCCCGAACCAACUUUAUCAACUCACAAAAAGUGCUGCCAUUCUAUUUGGUUGGUCUUUUUAAUUUGCAUAAUGAGGGCUGUGACGAGAUUCGACAGGAUAGUGUGGUAUUGGCUUUGGCAUAUACACAUGCAUUGAAUACGAUUGAGAGGAAGUAUCCAGCUUUACUACUGAAGCCAAUGAAAGACUUUGGAGCUGUCAUUGUGGAUAGUUGCUCGGAUUCUCAUAGGUACGGAGACCCUACCCUACCCUGCCCUACCCUACCGUAUUCUACCCUACCCUACCCUGCCUGACCCUACUGUACUCUAAUAACUACUGUAUCGUAUUGUAUCUUUCUGUACUUUUCCGUCUUCUACCUUACUCUACUCUAUCCUACAUUGCCGUACCGUAUCCUGCUGUACUUUAUCGUGCUUUAUCUUAUAUUGAUUUACCCUACGGCAUUUUACCGUACUCUACUGUUUUGUACCGUAUACUACUCUACCAUACUUUAUCGUACGUUGCGUUACUCUCUUCUGCUUUAAAUUAUCCUACUGCAUCGUAUUCUACCGUACCCUAACAUACUCUAUUCUAAUUUGUUUUACUUUACCCUACCUUACUUACUAUCGUAAUUAGGUUCUACCGUAUCUUCUUACUCCAUAGGCCUUACCAUACUCUAUUUUCAGAGUCCGUAGCUUCACCGUCGAUUCAGAAACUCAAUGUCUACGUCUACCAGUCAACGAAUACAACGUCACAAUACCAACCGGCACCAUCCUAGCCCAAGUCUCAGCCUUAGGCGAUGAAUCUCAACAAUCUGAGCACGAUUCGCUUCUUCGUGGUCUCAGGAUCCCGGCUGUCACGAUGUCGAGCGAGAAGCAGGACGACGACGGGAUUCUGAAUCUGCUUCCAUCGUCGCGAAACUACGCCAAGUCCCUAGCCCAGUUCCUUCGCUCCCAACGCUGGGAGUAUGUUACAGUAGUUGUGAGUAGUACCAGUACCAAACAGCAGAAGGUGCACCAACAGUUUGUGGCUCUAACCGAGGAGUACGGUAUCUGCGUGGCGGAUACGGUAUACAUUGCGUCACAUAAUAGAAGUACUGUACCUGUGAACCAUCAUACCAAUGUUACAGUAUUCUUUUCAACGGCGACUGAUGCAGCUGAUUAUGUGUCGACUAGACUGAAGUUUACAUACGAAUUGACCGGUAAUGUUGAUGUUAUGGUAGGCGAAGCUCAAGACUUCUACCUGGCCGACCCACUGAAUGCGGUACAGUAUACGGGUACGGUAGCGAUCAGACCGAAAGACGUGAUUCCUCAGGACUUUGUGGACUUUUUAAAGGAGGUAAGGGGUGGAAAGAAAGUUCUUGCUGUUUUAUCUUUUGUAAAGAAAGUUCUUGUCAUUUUUUGUUUUGUAAAGAAAGUUCUUGUAUGUUGGGUGCUUUCUCUAGUAUGGCCCCGAAAGUUCUUGCCAUUUUUUGUUUUGUAAAGAAAGUUCUUGCCAUUUUUUGUUUUGUAAAGAAAGUUCUUGCCAUUUUUUGUUUUGUAAAGAAAGUUCUUGCCAUUUUUUGUUUUGUAAAGAAAGUUCUUGCCAUUUUUUAUUUUGUAAAGAAAGUUCUUGCCGUUUUAGUUUUUGUAAAGAAGUUUUUACCAUUUCCAACCAUAUAUUAUCAUAGGUAACCCCACUUCACCUAGCCGAGCCCUGGUUCUGGGACUUUGUGGAGAAGCGUUGGCGUUGUGCCCUAAACCUCAACAACCGUGACCUCUACGAGGGUCGGAUGUGUACUGGCGACGAGCUCAUGAACAUUGUCGAGUUGGGUCGUAUGAUCGAAGCCGGCUACCUGAUCAAGGGCGUGGAACGGCUGGUCUUGGCACUGAACGAUGCCUUCAGAAGAACGUGUGGCAACGCGGCUACGGAUUAUUGCCCGGAAUUUAUGGACCGGUCCAGGGAGUUGAUGAGGAAGUUGUUGGAUACGGAAAGGCAGAUCAUGGAGUUCGAGGUGGAUGAGUUUAUGCCGCUGGAUCAUCAUGGUAAGGUGAAGAUAAAUAGAGAGUACAGGGUGCAGUCUAUACCUAAUUUAGUACUGAUACAGUCGGAUUAUAUUAGGAGUACUAUAGGGUUUAAAUAGGCAUACUGUAGAGUUAGGAUAAGCAUACUGUAGGGUUGAAAUAGGCAUACUGUAGAGUUAGAAUAAGUAUACUGUAGGGUGUUAGUAGAGAAAUGUCGCUGUUAGUCUAAGGCUAAAAUGGCGUUAUUUACAGUUGUGGUUGGGUUACGGUAGGGCUGAUUAUAGCUAAUUAGAAUCUAUACUACGGUAGAGUUCAGGAUGUGGUAGGGCUUGAAGUACGUUAGGUCUCAAAAGAUUGUAGGGCUUAAUAUACGGUACGGCAUAGGGUGUAGUAAAUCUUAAGAUCUUGGGUACGGUGGGGUAGAAUAGAGUAGGGCAGGGUCGGGUAGGGUAGGGUAAGGUAGGGUAGGGUAGUGUAGGGUAGGGUAGGGUAGGGUAGGGUAGGGUAGGGUAGGGUAGGGUAGGGUAGGGUAGGGUAGGGUAGGGUAGGGUAGGGUAGGGUAGGUAUGGUAGGGUAGGGUAGGGUAGGGGGGGGGGUAGGGUAGGGUAGGGUAGGGUAGGGUAGGGUAGGGGUAGGUAUGGUAGGGUAGGUAUGGUAGGGUAGGGUAGGGUAGGGUAGGGUAGGGUAGGGUAGGGUCGGGUAGGGUCGGGUAGGGUAGGGUAGGGUAGGGUAGGGUAGGGUAGGGUAGGGUAGGGUAGGGUAGGGUAGGGUCGGGUAGGGUCGGGUAGGGUAGGGUAGGGUAGGGUAGGGUAGGAUAGGGUAGGGUAGGGUAGGGUAGGGUAGGAUAGGGUAGGGUAGGGUAGGGUAGGGUAGGGUAGGGUAGGGUAGGUCCUGGGUGUGUCAUCAUAAUGUGUUAAUAUUUUAUAUUUGAAUGUUUUCAGGAAACUUAGGGUACCGUAAGAUUGGCAACUUCACCACCGACCUUACCUAUGUUCCAAUCAAUGACUACAAGCUUUACGUCUCCGGAAUCCUUCGCUCCGACUCAAUUUACACUAGCCUAUGUACAGCACCAUUAUGUUCAUGCAAACGUGGUACCAUGAAGAACAAAGUGGGACCAUUCGAGAAGAUGACCGGCUCCAUCAAGUGGUUCCAUGCCAAUAAUGUCAACUUCUUUGCCAACUGGGACAAUACCCCAUUGAACUAUGGUUUCCUGAUCAGCACAGUAAUAUUAAUGGUGGUUACUGUACUCAUCUUACUGUUGAUUGUAUACAAGGUCUAUAAUCGAGUGAUCAAGGGCAAUCAAUCGCUUGGAAUGUUCAGUUUGACUGGCAUAAUAUUGUUGAACUUGACCGCCUUGAUGUACAUCAUCGACUCGAAAAAUUUGGUACGUUACUAUUCUUUUUUGUGUGGCUUUUUAUAUGUGGUGUAUUGUAGAGUAUCUAAAUUCAAAUUUUUUUUGUGAAAAGGUCCGUAUACAAAAAAGUUACACCGAUUAAAAACAAAAAAUUACUCUUUUUCCGAAAAUUUUUGGUAAAAAAUGCACUAAAGGUUCAUUUUUUCUGAUCGUGCUGUACUAUAUAGCACGUGUUAUAUUAAAAAUUACAGGAAAAGACGUAUUUUCCAAUAAAAACGCAAAAAGAACUUCUAUAACGCAAUGAAACGCAACAAAUUCCCAUUUGCGUCUGACCGGAUUCGAACCAAGGACCUUUAUUGCACAAUUUCGGGCCGUUAAGACCACUAGACUAUGAAAGAAAAACAAAUUCAAAAUUUGGCGUAUUUUACAUCUUUUUAUAUUCAAUUUUUAUUUAGAUUCUGAACCUGGAAAUAGAUUUUCUCAAAAUUUUUGUUUUGUGAAGUUAUGAUUAAAUUAAAAGUGUCCCGCUACUUUUGGUUCAACCUAUAAAAUCAAUAAAAAAUGACAUUUUUCAGCUCCUCGACCUCCGUCUCUUCUUCAACUCCAUCGGACACGUCAUCUGCUUUGGUGUGAUCCUAACAAAAGCCGUGUGCCUCAGGAACGCCGAAGACUUGUGUGGCAAAAACCGUAGCCAAGUAGGCAUCUGGAACUACUGGAUCACCCUGUUCUUCAUCAUUGGCGUUCAGCUAGCCGUCUAUGUUCGCAACAUUGAAAUCCCGAGCCAUGAUGACAUAUACAACUCUGUAUAUAUACUGUUCUUGGCCAUGUUCGCCUUGGUUAUUAACAUUCAGAAUCGGAAGAUACGACGAAACUACAAGGAAUCCAAGUGGCUGUUCGUCGCGAAUCUGAUGGCAUUGACGUUGUUUGUGUCCUGGAUUGUGCUACGACAUGUUGUACCAAUGAGUUUGCAUAGAGAACUUGAUAUCAUUGAGUUGAACUUGAUGGCAUUGACGUUGUUGGGGUUCAUGUUUGGCACCAAGGUGUAUAUCUUACUGUUCUAUGAACCUUUUGUCGUGGAACGGUGUGUUACUCCAAUGAAGCCGGAGAUGUAUGAUGUGGAUCUGUUUGAAAAAGGUAGGGUGGGGUGGGGUAUUGUGAUAAGCAUGGUACUUUUGAGUAGGGAUAAAGGCAGGGUUGUCUAUUGUAGGGUAGGAUAUGGUUUGGCAGAGUACAUAAGGUAGGGUAUAAUGAUGUAUAGUAUGGUAGGGCAAGACCAGGGCAGAAGUACCAUUAGGUCUUUAGUAAGGCUAUGUAAGGAGUGGGGAAAAGAUACGGUAGGGAAAAUUAUGGGUAGGAUAAGCAUACAUUAGAUACACAUCAAAGCUUGGCCAUAAGAUAUUGUAAGGCAAAGUUAGCGUAAGGCACUACUUUGUAGUAUGGUAGGUCUUAGGGUACUAUAGGGCUUAAUAUAUGGUACCGCUUAGAAUAUGGUAAAGCUUACGACAUAGUAAGGCCUAGGAUAAGAUUAGGAUUUUCGGUACAGUAGGAAUUGAAGUAGAGUAGGGUCGGAUAGGGAACUGCAGGACAAGGUAUGGUAAGGGUGGGUAUCGUGCAGUACAGUACGAUUGGGUAGGGUAUGGCAGGGUAGGGUAAUAUAGAAUAGAGUAGUGUAGGGUAGGGUAUGGUGAAGUAGCGUAGGAUAUGGUGGGGUAGGGUAGGGUAGGGUAGGGUAGGGCAAGGUAGAGUAUAUUAACCUUUGUGUUUUCAGACCUAUCACUAGCAGCGUCACUUCACUCAAUACCCAAUCACCUUCCUAUUCAAGCAGACACUGUUAAUGGUCAAGCAUCUCAAGAUGAUGAGGUAAGACAACAUAAAAAUUUUAAAAAUUUACAAUUUAUGAUUGCUACGGUUUUAAAUGACUAUAUGUUACAGUUCCCAGUCCUGAAGACGGUAAUGCGGCGAAAAGAGUUUGGCAAUGGUCGGUCGAGUCGAUGCUCAAACGACCGCUUCUCCAAUGCUAGUACGAGCAGCAAUUAG
Molecule: messenger RNA, 10951 nt
Organism: Bursaphelenchus okinawaensis
Lineage: Eukaryota; Metazoa; Nematoda; Chromadorea; Rhabditida; Aphelenchoididae
Source: the annotation of a GenBank genome assembly